Molecule: messenger RNA, 3654 nt
Organism: Trachymyrmex cornetzi
Lineage: Eukaryota; Metazoa; Arthropoda; Insecta; Hymenoptera; Formicidae
Gene: uzip
Product: beta-pore-forming protein unzipped
Exons: 5
Coding region: 320-1789 (489 amino acids)
Source: RefSeq, a predicted model, not a curated record
GCGUCAGUUACUCGGCUACGUUCAGGACUGUUGAGCAGCACGUCACUCGUUCGUCGCUGAUCGCGCAGCGCGCUUCAUCGUGGCGUUAUUCUCGCACGUACACACGGGCCGUUGACACGCGGAAGCCCUCGUCGACCGAGAGAAACAGAGGAUCGUCCCCGUACUCGUAGGAUGAUCGUUGCCGCGAGACCAUAACCCGCGACAAAGAGAAACGAGAGAGAGAUUUUCCGCCUCAGUGUGUCCCUGACGAUUUUUACGUACGCGCGUUAUUUGGAUUAAAGUAGAUUACCGACGAACGCGCACGCACGCAGACAGAACCAUGAUGCUUCGGCAGAAGAAUUACCUCGCCUUAGGAGUGCUCGGCUGCAUCCUCCUGCUGUCGGCAACUACCGCGGACAACAGCGUGCACAUACUGUCGAAGUACGGCCACCAGACGCUUACCUCAACCACGCUCAAAUGGCUACCGGUGGCGCACUAUAACCCGAGCGAUUCGAAGCAGAUAAUCAUCGGUGGCAGCGAGAACGUACCGGAUAGUCAAGAUGAGAAUUAUGCUAAUCAAGCGGAGAUAAAGAGACUGGUGCUCUACGUGUGCCGCGCGAUGCACAGUGGAGUAUGGGUGGCCGGUACACAGAAAGAAAAGGAGAAGGUCUGCACAGUGACAAUACAUGGUGUUGUACAGUCGUACGAGAAGUACGAGCUACUGGAGAACGUCGAUGGGGCGGCGCGGAUUUCGUGGAUCCAAUGGAACAAGUACACCCCGCCUCCCGUGGGUGCGGUGUACGUCGACAAGACAAUGCUGGUAGCUAGGCAUGAGGUCCCUAAAGAUCUGGAGAAACCGCGGUACACUCACUAUAUCGGCACUCUCAGCUCACCCGAGAACUUCGGUACUAUCGUUUAUGUGAACGAGAAUGGCGACGAAGAGUCUGCGAAGUCCGGUGAGCUGCUGGUGGAGGCCGAACCGAUCCGUUAUGAGCUCGGCUCCGUUAAACUUAACUGGUCUAAGAGGCGCGAUAUUAAGCGCGUACCUCGCAUACUCAGCGAGGCGACGAUCGUCAACCGCGGAGCGGAACCGGCAAACUUGGCGGAAGCCUGUGUAUACAACUACAAGUACUCGGUCUACUGGGGUCGCAGGCACGCCAUCCUGAACGGCUUGAGCACCACGAUCACGCUAAUUAACGGCACGUCCUUACCGAACAUAACGUGGGGUACGCGCGAUGACGAGAAUCGCACGGAGGCUUACAACGUGCUGGUCUACCUGCAACCUGGUACGGGCGUAAACGUGACUCUGAAGGCAAACUAUACGGACAUGGAGGUACCGUACUCCGCAAACUUGAUUUCGCAUUACGAGGAUAGUACAACGACAUCGCGCAUGAUUAGCGGCACUCGGCAGGAGGAAACGUUGUUCGACAUCACACCGGAAUUCGGACCCAUCUACUUCCUGAGCAAUUUCAGCUUGGUACCAACUACCGUGCCACCGCCUACUACGACCACCGAUCCACCGACCACGACAACGUUGAUGACAACGACGGUGCCGACAACAAUGAAGCAAGACUCGAGCCGGACAACGCACCGGCACCAGACGGACGACUCGGACAUAGAUCACGACGAGAACCUAAUCACACCGCCGAAGAAAACGGACAUAUCGACGGGCAUGCAUGACAACAAUAGUCCGUUGUUACUCAAGGUGGAGACGCUCUAUGGCGGUGCCACGUCCGUUGCGUUUCAAUCGAGCUUAUUGACGCUCGUCAUUCCGCUUCUACUGCUGCUGAUCCUCCAUAAAAUUACGUGAAGACCCGAUUGCACGUUCGCCACCGCCGCCUCUAAACGUUAAUUCCUAAUUCCCGCAAUAGUAAUAUAAUAAUAUAACCCAGUAGACGACACAGUCCCGAAAAUGGAAAAAAGAUUAAAAAAGAAAAAAAAGAAUUACACAGAAAAAAAGAACAAAAAAAUACAUAUACGCGAAAGAAAAUUGCUGUAAUUUCGUAUGUAGCGAUUAUCGCGAAAACGACCUCCUUUUAUUUAAACACUCGUACAUACAUGCACCGUUGGAUUGCGGUGCUGAUACAUGCUUGCCUUUAAAAAAAACUCGAUAUUUAAUAUAUACAUAUAUCUAUAUUAUUAUACACACAAACAACACACACACAAAUGCGCUUAGAGUAACAGAAGAGAGAGCGAGAGAAAAGUAUCUUCGCAACUGAACAAUGGAGCUAGUCUCACGACAAUGAGUUAAGUACAAGAACGAGAUCGCAGCGACUGAUGUGCAGGUAGAUUAACCUGGCCGCGAAACGUUCACCCGUUAUAUUGUUGAACCGACCGUGUAACAUUCCGUCUUUUUCUAAUCCUGCUGUGAAUUGACUUUCCAGCUAUAAUGUAUGUCUUAUGCCUUCGCAAAAGCGCAAUUCUAGAUCCUUUUAGAAGACUAAUCGCUUUAAAGGACAUUCUUUUUUUUUAGAGAGAAAGUUGAGAAAGGGCUAUAAAUGCCGCGAAUAACGUUUUGAACGAAUAGUAGCGUAUAUACGUAUUGAGUCGGGAGGCAAAUAGAAGUUAAGCAAUGGAGGAAAAGAGCAAGAUAUGCGAAUUAAUUCUGCUACGAUAUAUUUUUGAGAGAUUGUCGUAUAAUUUUAGAAGAUUGUAAAAUUUAUAAGGAUAGUAAGUAAGAGAGAAAACCGUAUAAAGUGUAGGGGGUAGAUAGGUACAUUUUUUUUUUUACGAUACAAUUCGAUUAAGUUCCAAAGUUAUCACAGCGAAAUGACAAACGUACGAGCUAAUUGCUUAAUGUUUAAUUAUAUAUUACGAUAACGUUAAGUGAUAAUGCUAUUCACGAGCGUGUUGAAUUUGCUGAUGCAGUAUGUGUAUUUUUUUUCAGUUUUAAACAAUUAUGUACCUAUCUGAUGCUAGUACGUAAAGUGAUAGGACUUGCAGGUUUCUUAGAAUACUGUUGAAAAAGACGUAUAAUGAUGGAGGAACUAUUGGUAUAUAUAAUAUAAAUAUCUAAAUAAUCUAUUAAUAAAAAAAGAGGAUAGAAUAUUUUGGUACGCGUGAGAAGUAUAAAAUUAUUGAUUUCGACGUUUUGUGGAAGCAUUUUUUUUGUUCACUCGAAAGACUAAAACGACGGUCAUUUUUUUCAUACGAGGUUGCGUUGUCAGCGUUUUUACCGAAGAAGUAUCCACAUGUAUGUAUAUAAUAUGUAUUUCUAUGAUCUGAUAGUUGUAAUAUUGUGUAGUAGGCUUAUUUAUAUAAUAUGAUUUAUAGAUAUUUUCUCUAUCGAUAGUAGCGUCACACACAAGUACAAUUCUUAUAUUUUACUAUUAACCGAUGAAUACCGUAGGAUUAGCGCGAAACUGUUUAUUUCGGGCUAAAGUGUCUCUAACGACAUUUAUUAACGUAAGCCUAAUCACGCCUGUUGUGAUAUUCAAUGAAAACCUUACGUAAACACGAAAAGAAAAAAUAAAACAUUAUUUUGAACGAUUCGUUGAUUGCGAGAGAAAGCAAUAAUUCGUUGCGAGAUCGAGACUUGCGAGGAAGUCAGAGAAAGGCAACGAUAGAAGACAAACGCAAAUAAAAUUUGUGGUACCUAUGAUAUUUCUUCGAUAUUCCUAGUUAAUUGACGAAACGUAAUUAACGAGUGGGCGGCGCGAUUUUAGUAUAGAGUUC